CGCAAAUGCUCAAGUAGCCCAUGUCCAAGAAAUUAUACUCCGGAGAAUAGGUGUAACCGUGGAAGACUAGAAGAGAAGCCCGACUCCAGAACGCCUGCUCUUCAAGUCACACGGCAAACCCGAAUUCCCGAUACCCAAUCGGCAACUGGGGCUGCAAGAAUGCAAGCGACGGAGGGAGGGACGCCGCCACUGCACCAAGCAUCCACCGCGCCGUGCCUCCACUCCUCCAGGCCUCCGCUCAAUCGCUCACCUCGCUGAGCUGCUGCCUCGCUCCUGUUGACUGUGGUCACUAGUUACUACUUAAGGUGUGGUUUCUGACUUUGUUUUAUCUUUUCAAUUAUAGAUUAUUAAAUGAUUGGUCUUGUUAAUUUCUUAUGUAUUGCUAAUAUUCUUGAUUAUUAUGGGAUUGGGUUGCUUAUUUUACUUAUUUAUUAGGACUGAGUAAUUUAUACUCGAAUUUACCUAAUUAGAUUGUUAUUUAUUUAAUAAGUAAUUAGGUAAUUCGGCUAACUAUAUUUAACUAGCUCGAAUAAUGUCUAAAUACGCUGGAAGAACGUCUAUUUUUUUUUUUAAGUGAAAUGCAUUUUAUUAUUGAAUACUUUUAUUUUUACUAUUAUGUUCAUUAAUAACUUAUAUUUUAGUACAAAAUAUCAAUAACUUAUCACUAUUGUUUCUCUAUUUAUGUUCUAUGUUAAAAAAGUGACCCAAAUAUUGUUGUUGUCAGAGUUCUAAAAGACGUUAGGCACUAUUUGGGCGGUGGCUGGCCGUCUAGCGCCUAGCCCACGUAGGCGGGCACCUAGGCGCCAACAAGGGCGCCUAGCUAUCUCCUUUAUAUUAUUUUUUAUUUUUUUUUCAUUUUCUAUGAAUUUUAACAAUUUUUAUUAAUAAUGUUAUACUAUUUUGGCAAUAGAAAUAGCUAAUAUAAUCAUUAAAUGUUAUGCUUUUUGUCAUAAAAUUAUCAAUAAUAAAAUAAUAAAUAGAUAAGUUAAGAGAUUUGCGGUUUUUAGUUUAAAAAAUGUUUAUAUGCAUUCUAAAAAGUUUAUAUGCAUUUUUUUUUGUAGGAGUAUGAUAGUAAAUAUUAUAGGAAUAGAAUACUUAUUGACCAAAUAGUGUUUUCACAUAAAAUGAAAAUAAUAAGUUGAAUCGGAAACAAAUUUAGUUUGGGCCGCCUAGCGAACCAACUUUUCUCACCGAUUACCACAAAGUCGGGCCACCGCCUAGCGCCUAGGCGGCACCUAGGCCGAUUUUUAGAACCAUGGUUGUUGCACGUGGUCCCCAAUUUCUCGGGACCGGUCAUGAUCCCUUAUAGUGGUAUUUUAGGGUAAAAUAGUGGAACACAUCAUUUGAGAAAUCUCAUCCAUAUUUCGGGCAAAGUUUUGGCGUGAAAUAUACCUCUCUACUGAGUCGGUCUGACUGUGAUUGUAAAAGUCUGACUGUAUAUAUUUUAACAACCAUCCUAAGUUUGGCUUUGUGCUAAAUUAUGGUAGACUGCCUCAUUCCAUAAUUGUAUUGCUUCACAUGAAUCAAUUUAAGACUAAAAACAAAGGUUCCAUUUCGCAGGUAUCCCUCCUGCUGUUUUAUUUGUGAGAGAGGGACGAGGUGAGUGUUCUUAGGAUGAUUCUAAAAGAGGGGUGCACGUUACUGUUGAAAGUACCUAAACCUUCUAUACCAUUGAUCCACUACGCACAAAACCCGAACAUGAGUUUCGAUUAUCGAAAUGAUAAUACUAAUAAUGAUAACACAAUAGCUUUUGAAGAAUCUGAUGUUCUGAAGAGACUAAGGAAAGAGCGAAAUGUUGUUUUGGCUUUUGAGUUUUUCAAAUAUGUUUCCAAUUCCAAGUCUUUCAAGCAUACCCCACUAACAUACCAAGUGAUGAUUCAAAAACUGGGCAGCCAAGGAGAGAUAGAUGGAGUUCAUUACCUUUUGCAGCAAAUGUACUUAGAUGGUAUCCAUUGCUCUGAAAACACAUUUGUAGGUGUCAUCAAUUUCUAUAAGAAAUCUGGUUCUGCCCCACAAUCUCUAAAAAUGUUUUACAGAAUGCAAGACUUUGGCUGCAAACCCACAGUGAAGGUUUACAAUCAUCUUUUAGAUGCAUUGCUAAGUGAGAAUAGGUUUAGCAUGAUCACUCCUAUAUAUAGUAACAUGAAGAAAGACGAUAUUACCCCCAAUGUGUUUACAUACAAUAUUCUUUUAAAAGCCCUGUGUAAGAAUAAUAGGGUGGAUGCUGCUUACAAGCUGCUCGACGAAAUGUCUAAGAAGGGUUGUUCUCCUGAUGAGGUGAGCUAUACAACAAUUGUGUCUUCAUUGUGUAAUCUAGGUCGGGUGAAAGAAGCAAGGGACCUCGUUGAGGGGGUUGAUGCCAGUGUUCCUGUUUGGAAUGCACUUGUGAAUGGACUUUGCAAAGAGUGGGAUGUGGAGGAGGCAAUCAAAUUGUUGGAUGAGAUGACGGAGAAGGGUGUCACUCCCAAUGUCAUUACGUACACAACAAUAUUAAAUGCUUCAUCUGAGUUAGGUAAUGCCCCAUUCUCUCUUUCCAUCUUAGCGAAAAUGUUUGUGAGAGGAUGCUCUCCAAAUGUUUAUACUUUUACCAACUUGAUAAAAGGAAUGUGUGUCGCUGGAAGGUGCGAUGAAGCGCUUGAUGUGUGGGAUGCUAUGAUUAAGGAGAUGGUUUUUCCUAAUGUUAUUGCAUACAACACAUUAAUACGUGGUCUUUGUUUGUCUGGUAAUAUGAAAACAUCUUUAUCCAUCUUUAUCCAAAUGGAAAGAGUUGGAGGAGGGUGUUCUCCAAAUUUGACAACAUUUAGCACUCUCAUAGACGGGUUUACAAAAUCCGGAGAUCUGAGUGGUGCAUAUGAGAUGUGGAACAAGAUGAUAUUGCUCGGUUUCCGUCCAAAUGUUGUUGUAUAUACAUGUUUAGUGAAUGCACUAUGUAAAAACUUCAUGUUUGAACAUGCAUAUGAGAUCAUUGAAAACAUGGUGGCUGAAAAUUGCCCCCCAAAUACCACCACGUUCAACACAUUUUUGAAAGGUCUGUGUGGAAGUGGUAAAAUUGAUAUGGCUAUUGCGUUGUUCAAUCAAAUGGAGAGUUUUGGGUGUUCGCAUGAUACAACCACAUAUAAAGAGCUAUUGAAUGGGUUGUUCAGAUCUAACAACAUUUCCCUCGCAUUGGAGCUUUUAGUGGAGAUGGAGGAAAAAGGGGUGGAACUUGAUCUGGUGGCAUACAAUACUAUUGCCUCUGGGAUGCUUGAAGAUGCUCCAAAAGUUAUUGCCAAGAUGCUUGUCAGGGGAAUCAAUCCCGAUGACUUCACAUUCAACAUACUAAUAAAUGCAUAUUGCAAGGGUGGAAACGUCGAUCUUGCCAUUCAGCUUCUUGACGUAAUGAGGUUAGGAGGAUGGAAGCCGGAUCUAGUUUCAUAUACCAGUCUUAUAAUUGGGGCCUGUGAGUUGAGUGAUUCUGAAACAGCUAUUCGGUGUGUUGGGAAAAUGAUAGAUGAAGGAAUUAUCCCAAACAUGUCCACGUGGAAUGUUCUAGUACGUUUUUUGGUUAGCCGGAUCGGUUAUGUUGAUGCAAUAGAAUAUAUGGAUACUAUUUUGGUGAGAGUUUCACCUUGAUAAAAAGGAACUUCAUUUAUGGCUAAACACGUGGUGGGACUGCAAUGUUGGAAGCAUGAAAUUUGAGAAUAUUUAACAGAGAACACAGGUGGUUGGUUCUGACUUCAAAGGGUGGAGAGUAUAAAGAUUAGAUAAUGAUAUGCUAAAGUAGUUCUAAUGAACGAAAGAUUUGAAGUUAAUGAGACUGGAAACAAUAUUUUGCUUUUCCAGUGUUCUCGUUUGUCAAGCAACGACGAUCAUGAACAUAGCAUGAACAUAGCAAAGCUUCUGCUAUGACCUGUGAGAAACAAAGAUGCUGAUGGAAUCUGAGAUGCUGUUUGGAAGGAGGCACAUGCAUGUUUGAAAAUGUUCACCCCCCCAGAGGAGGAUGGAGUUGACGCCAUGGACCAUUGACGUGAUGCCAUAAAAACGGUGACAGGAGUGCAGUAUUGCACAUAUUUCGAGGUCUGUGAUGGAUCCAGUUGGUUAAUUGUGAUCCUAUUAGAAAGGGAAGAGUUCAGGUCUUGUCAUUUACAAAUUGUCACUCUCUUCAAAUAAACUCCAUUUGUUCUGAAAUUAAGUUCUUGCAAUGUAUCCCAGUUGUCAAUUUAACUU
Molecule: messenger RNA, 4206 nt
Organism: Cuscuta epithymum
Lineage: Eukaryota; Viridiplantae; Streptophyta; Magnoliopsida; Solanales; Convolvulaceae
Source: the annotation of a GenBank genome assembly